Messenger RNA from Rotaria socialis, 1173 nucleotides. The record is from the annotation of a GenBank genome assembly. NCBI's taxonomy places the organism in Eukaryota, Metazoa, Rotifera, Eurotatoria, Philodinida, Philodinidae.
AUGUACGGCAAUUGCCUUGAAUUUACAUUUGAUACUGAAGGUGAGCGAUCAAACAAUCAAUUAGCAUUAAUUCAGAUUCAAACAAUACCUCAACAAUUACCAUGUUUCGUCGUAUUAUUAGAAUUAUUACAUUUACCAUCAUAUGAUACAUUAAUUUUCGUCAAAAUUAAACAAUUAUUUCAAUUGAUAUUUCAAUCGAAAAGCAAAUUAUAUUCGUGGGGGCCACUACGACGAGAAUUGUAUCCGGUUGUGAAUUAUGAAUUGUGGGAGUGGCCUAUUGCAUCGCAAAUAUUUGAUAUUCAACUCGAUUUUAGUGAAUGGCUUAAAUGGGCACUAUUUCAUUGUAAGGUGUGUAGCUCGUCAUUACUUCAACAUAAUGUUAUAAAUGAUGUUCGGUCAAAUACAAAUAUUAGUUCAUCUUCAACAUGCACGUGUCAUGAAGCAAAUCCUUAUCGUUCUGGAGAAAAAUGGAAACUACAAGACGCUUUAAUUUACACCUGUCAAUGGUUUAUCGAUAAAUCAAUGACAAGUAGUUAUUGGGCAAAAGGAUUAGAUCCACAUCAUUCAUCAUUAUCAACGACAACACGAGAGAAAAUGCUGCGUUAUGCAAUUUAUGAUUGCUUUACCACCACAUAUUUAGCACGUCCAGUUUUAAGAUCAUGGACAUUUCAAAAGGUAAAAAAAUUUAUUUCUGAAGAUAAUGAUGAUGACGUAACAAUUACUCAAUGUCGUACAAUUCCUGUUACUAAUGUAUUAUAUGCACAAAUUUCAGAUGAUAAAAUUUGUAUUAGUCAAAUGUUUAGUCCAGUUACAAAAACACAACCUGAACUUGAAGACGUUUCAGAUGAUGAGCAACAGCAACAACAUCAACUUUCAGUUGCACAACAUUCACCACAUGCUCGACGACUUGAUGAACGAAGACUUCGUCGAAUUUACCACCGAUUCACCAUGUCGCCAAUUAAAAAUAUUCUUCGACAACAUCAUAUUUAUUAUCGGCAUGUAAAAAUUGUUGCCUCAUCAUUAAUUAUUGGCAUAAAAAAUUCGACGUUUCAACACGAAUUCGAUCAAUAUUUACCGAAUGAUUUAUUCGAUCAUGAACAUUAUUAUCAUCAUCUUCGUCGCCAACCUUAUCAUCAUCAUCAUAGUCGUCAUCAAUCUCAUCAUCAUCAUUAA